GAAGAGGGCCGCUUCCGGCCGCUGCGCCCGUUACCAAAAUGGUCGACGCAGCUUCACGGGGCGGUGCAAGAAAAGGUGGCUAAGGAUUCGCAGGCGGGAUGUUGCGGACAGCGCUGAGCCGCAUGCCGACACUACUUCGUAGUGUGCGGACCCGGGAUUCCGGACCGCGGCGGCUUUGGGAUUUGGGGGCUCGCCUAAAGACCGCGGAGAGACUUCGGGGCUGGGCCUGGGGCUGGGCCUCGGGCUGGCGGAGCUCGAGCUCCGCGCCGGGAUCAGGGCGUGCGGCGGCGCUGGGGCGCGUGGAAGCGGACCACUAUCAACUCGUCUACACCUGCAAGCUAGGUCUGUGGGACUCGGUCAUCCAAGCGCAUCUCAAAGUUGGCCUAUCACCAGGGCGUGGUCAUCGUGACUUGCCCUGGUUGCCAGAACCACCACAUCAUCGCAGACAACCUAAGCUGGUUCUCUGACCUGAAGGGGAAGAGGAAUAUUGAAGAGAUCCUAGCAGCCAGAGGAGAGGAGGUACGCCGAGUGUCUGGUGACGGUGCCCUGGAACUGAUUCUGGAGGCUGCUGUACCCCCUGACACCCCAGAAGGGGAUGAGGAUCCCCCCAACCCUGGCAAGAUGGGACAGAGCUGAUCUGCAUACUCCUACAGCUGCAGACUCCAGUCUUCCCAAAAGUCGCUCCCUUCACUUGGAGCCUCACAAGCCUGCUGCUGUUCCUUGUCAGUAAAAAGCCAUCACCUCCAGGCACCGGGCCUGGGCUCCUGUUUUUCUCUUGUGAAGUCAGAACAACUCUGUGGCUGUAGGAGCCCAGCCUCAUGCCCACCCAUGAUAGCCACAGUGGUGGCUUCGGGGGUGGCUUUGUCCCAGUGCAGUCGGUCUCCUUCUUAAGUAGGGCUGGAUCUGGUCUUGAGUUAGGCUCGUGGCCUCAGGUGGUUUUUUGUUCCUCAGAGCUCUUUACUUCUUCCUUCUAUAUGACCUGCCUCCACCCCCACCCCACCCCCAGCCCUGGUGGCUUCUGUUGUUGAGCUAGUGUCCAGCCCAGCCCUGAGGUUUGGUUUCUGUAGCAGAACUGGCUGCUCUGGGUGGCCGCCGAGGAGCAGAGCGCUGCUCAGAGGCUUAGGGGAGUGAUCCAGGCAGAGGCACACCACACACACACACACACACACACACACACACACACACCACACCACCCAUGAGCUGCCUGCACCUCUCAAUCCUCCUGUCUUGAGGUCCAAGAGGAGAUGCAUGGAAGUGAUGAGGGCCGUAUCAUGCUUGCCUUGUGUGUGCUUCAUCUCCUAACUUGGUUUGACAUGCCUUUGGGAUAGUCUUGUGUUUAGGAAGUCAAGCAGAUGCACAAACAGGCUUUUUGUGGGAGUUUCUGGGCCCUGUGACCUUCAACAUCUGGCAGGGGGGAUCCUGGGACAGGGGGUGGAGAAGGCAGUUGACACGGACACAAUGCUUCCCUGGCUCCUGGGACCCCAGCUAGUGAUUAGCAGUUCACUCUGGGCCCUGGGAGGCCGGGUGCACUUGCAGUCUGUGCCUUCCCUCGAUUACCCCCUGUCCUUCCCUCAGCAAACACCCUGCUAUUAUCCCCACCCUAGCCUCCUGUGCCAUUUGUACAAACUGUCACAUCCUGGAGGAAGAGCCAGCCUCCGACUCCAGCCUGCUCCCUGUGGAGGACACCGAGGUCAGAGGAGCCGAUUGCCUUGCUUGUGGGCCUUCAAGUCAGGAACCAGUGGAGCCUGGCUGGGCUGCCUCGUCCUCAGGUGUCUGGGCCAGAGUUGUCGGAGGCCUGGGGCUGGCUAGACCUGACAGUACAGAGCUGGAUCUAGCGUAUCUCCUCUAGAUGGGAAGCCCAUGAUUUGGACUUACCUCCUGUGUGUGUGUGCCUUCUGCCUGUUGCUGCUCCAGAGCCUCCUUCCCAGGGAGGGUCUCCUGUGCAUCAGGAUUUCACUUGAAGCUUCACUUUCCACAUAGUCCAUUCUUGCAGAGUCCAUACCUCACCGUGUUCUGCAGACUCACCACGGGCCACAGUUCCCAAUCAUGUGGCCAGGUUCCUGACAGCCUGGAAUUGUUCUGACUAGUUUAGUUCUCCAUUCCUUCCUCCCUUUCAGUGGAGACUAAGUAAAGUACCACCCCAACAUCACAGCACCUCUUGGCCAGACCAGCGUGACUCCUGUGGGGUGGCUUGGCUCUCUCAAUACAUCCCCUUCCCAUGGCAGCCAUCUCUGGCAGCUGGCCUCCCGGCACCUGAGCAAUUUCAGCCUGCCCAGAAGCGUGGCUGCCUCUAGAGCAACCACAGUGCUCUAGACGAUAGAGAAUUCUCUAGGCUAUUUUACUGGUCUUAGCUAUGUUCUGCUACCCUUGGCCCAUCAGGACACUCCCCAAAGGGCCCAAUCAGGAUCUGAGUUACAUGGGGUGCUGCCCACUACAUGAACAUUGAAGACAAGUUCCUCUGUGGCUUAGAUUGGCAUAAUCCAGCGCUUGUAAUGGGAACUGCUAAGACAUAGGAAGCUCUGGGGCUGGGUCCAAUCCAGUCGGGGGCGGGGAGGCUGCUUGGAAGGGCUAGUCCUGAGUGUUUACCAAUGUACUGUGACAUCCCUGGCUUCUGUUUCCUGUCUCUGGAAAGUCAGCAUAAUGGAGAACAGCAGAGAAAGCAGCAGUAGCGGCUCUGGCCCCGCCUCUCACUGUCGCAUGCAGCAGAGACAUGCUGCAUGAUCUCAGGGGCCUUGUACACUGCACUGGGUAAGCCAAUACCAUGUCCUGGGAAGGCUGACACAAAUUCCAACAGAAGCCACACUCACUUGGCAGACUUUUAUUUUUGGGUAAAACAAAACAAAUGUACCUCUCGGGUCAGAAAGGACCCAUGAACAACAUGGCAAACACAUGUAAGCAAUAAAUACGCAUGUACAUUCAAGUA
Molecule: messenger RNA, 2923 nt
Organism: Mus musculus (house mouse)
Lineage: Eukaryota; Metazoa; Chordata; Mammalia; Rodentia; Muridae
Gene: Dnlz
Product: DNL-type zinc finger
Exons: 3
Coding region: 99-467 (122 amino acids)
Biological process (GO): chaperone-mediated protein complex assembly
Cellular component (GO): nucleus; mitochondrion; cytosol
Molecular function (GO): Hsp70 protein binding; zinc ion binding
Source: RefSeq, marked validated